Messenger RNA from Sander lucioperca (pikeperch), 1118 nucleotides. Its product is annotated as zinc finger protein 239-like. NCBI's taxonomy places the organism in Eukaryota, Metazoa, Chordata, Actinopteri, Perciformes, Percidae. Bases 67 to 861 code for a protein of 264 amino acids. The transcript is spliced from 2 exons. The record is from RefSeq and is a predicted model, not a curated record. Gene Ontology annotation, molecular function: RNA polymerase II cis-regulatory region sequence-specific DNA binding; DNA-binding transcription factor activity. Gene Ontology annotation, biological process: regulation of transcription by RNA polymerase II.
GUCAGCAGUCCCAGUGGAGAGCUGCUGGAUUUCAGAGACCAGGACCAGGACCAGAACCAGAGCGGAAUGGAGGAGGAGCAGCAGAAGCCGGAGCAGCGGAGCAACAAGGUCCCCAGAAGAGCAGCAGCAGGCUCGGCCUCUGAUAGCAGCGGUGUUCAGAAACGGAGAAGAAGAGGGGGACUCAGACAUCACAGCUGUCAGCACUGUGGCAAGUCCUUCACAACAUCUGGAUAUUUAAAGAUUCAUCAGAGAGUUCACACUGGAGAGAAACCAUACAGCUGUGAACACUGUGGGGCAGCUUUCACACAGUUAAGUACGCUCAAACGUCAUCAACUCAUUCACACUGGAGAGAAGCCGUACAGCUGUGAGCAAUGUGGGGCAGCAUUCACACAUUUAAAUAGCUUAAAAUCCCACCGACGUGUUCACACUGGAGAGAAGCCGUUCUGGUGUGAACAAUGUGGGAAAACCUUUUCUCAGAGUGGUCACCUUAAAUCCCACCAACGCAUUCACACUGGAGAUAAACUGUACAGCUGUGAACAAUGCGGGGCAGCAUUCACACAGUUACAUAGCUUAAAUUCCCACCGACGUGUUCACACUGGAGAGAAGCCGUUCUGGUGUGAACAAUGUGGGAAAACUUUUUCUGAGAGUAGUAACCGUAAAAAACACCAACUCAUUCACACUGGAGAUAAACCAUACAGCUGUGACCAAUGCGGAGCAGCUUUCUCAGAGCUAUCUAAUUUAAAAUCCCACCGACGUGUUCACACUGGAGAGAAGCCGUUCUGGUGUGAACAAUGUGGGAAAACGUUUUCUCACAGUGGUAGCCUUAAAAGACACCAACGCAUUCACACUGCCCCCUCCUGAACAUUUUCUAAAGCCAAGCUGUUGUUGGAAAGGAGAGGGGGAACAGAUAGCGUGAGUCAAGAUGCUGUUUACUACCCAGAUAACAAAAGAGAGCAGUCAGAGCCCAAAGUAGCCGAGGUCCAGGACCACUGCAGGCAGGCACUAACCUGCUUGAUAAAUAUGGAAGAAGAACAAAGUGGGGAAUUUGUCAGAGCACAUAAUAUUGGGUAAAAAUAAAGAUGAGAAGUGAAAAUCAGUGUAGUUUAUAUAUGACUGUU